Messenger RNA from Metarhizium robertsii ARSEF 23, 1812 nucleotides. RefSeq lists its product as uncharacterized. The coding region runs from base 1 to 1812 and encodes 603 amino acids. The transcript is spliced from 3 exons. The record is from RefSeq and is a predicted model, not a curated record. Lineage: Eukaryota; Fungi; Ascomycota; Sordariomycetes; Hypocreales; Clavicipitaceae.
AUGGUAUCGGUUGCGGAGAAAGACGGGCCUGCGUUGCAGGACAACAAGCCGCCAACUAAACUCCCUAUGGACUUUCCCAUCUGGACUCGGGCAGAAGAUGAUGAGAAGGACCGAAAUGCCGGGUUAUCAAUACUACAGCGAAGAAGUAGAAAGUGGAACAGGGACCAUGGCGUAGCACAUGCCGCCGACCCUGCACAGCGGCCCAGCCGUCUUGACAGCAGAGGACUUUUCAAGGACAUUGCUCAGCCGGUUGUGAGCGGUAUAUUCGAUGCAUUAUCUCCUCAAGAUGGGCCGCAGAGCAGCGACGAUGAAAAAAGUCCCAAGUCCGAGGGCCUGAAGCAGCCUGCCCCGAUUCAAACCCAACCUCUGCCUCGGUUACCAGCACUGAAGUCACCAGAGUCACCAAAAUCACCCAAAUCACCCAAAUCACCCAAGUCGCCAACUUCACCGGCUAAUCCAGCCCCUCCGCCUCCUCCGGCCUAUCCAACUCCUUCUCCUCUUCCAUCGCCGCCUCCCCCAGUUUCAAAUCCAGGAAACCCUAAACCCACAGAAGCCGUUGUCAAUCCUAUCCAGCCGCCUCCGGGAAACACGUGGCCAGACAGCAGCUACGGUCCAAGUAUGGGAUUCAGCACGUUGACUCCAAGUGCUUCAACAACUAGACGGACAACUACGACCAAUGCGCCUCCGCCUUCACUUGCGCCGAUUGUUACCAUUCCCGUGCCAUUGUCUACUGGCCCCAGAAAAGGUGUUAAUCCUCUGCCAACGUUAGAUGCGGUCUCGACAUUUUCGAUGUCAAUGUCUCCGACGAGCCCCGCAAGCCCGGCGAGCCCGGCGAGCCCGACGAGCUCGUCUUCCGUGUACCCCACGCCAAUCUCUGAUUCAGGCAAGGCAUAUCACCCCGGUCAUGACAAGGGCAAUAUCCAUCCCAAAGUAGAAAUGGCCCUUGUUGCCCUGGGCUCAAUUGGUUCAUCAAUCAUUGUUGCGUUUAUUGGGUGGUUGAUUUGGCGGUGUCACAAACGCCGCCGGGCGAUUGACAGUUCCAGGACCUGGAAACCACAUUUCCCCAAAAACAUGCCUACGGAUAAACCAAAGCUGUUGGUAACGAAUGCACUCGCUCGCAUUCCCAUUCUCAAAAACCGCAUGGAUGAUCGCCGCCGCCGCUGGACAAACCUUGAUCAAGCAGAUCUCGGCCCGUUCAGUGAGAAGGCGUAUGUGGCCCAGGCCCAGUCAAUGGCGAUACAACAGCCACCUCUCUCGGGCGUAUCUGUUCAGACCGACUUUGUUAGAACCAGCACGCAUGCCGAUGUGCCUCAAAAUGGGGCAACGUUACACGUGCCAAAGGUUUCCAUAUCAUCCAUUGAGCCUCAGGCUGGUAGUACUCUUCGAUCUGGAGCUCAACUCCCAAACACUCGCAUGAGCGACAUUUCUUCCCUGUCAUCCGGAUUUGGCGAUGGGCAAUUCAUGGUAGGUACCAUGAGUAGCGGCACAAAUUCUGCAAACAAUACCGCCUCUGAGACUACAGUCAAGGCACCAUUGCCCGUGGCAAGGCGAGAAAGCAUCGGGGCUUUGAGCCAGCGGCGCGACACCGUGUAUACCGAGGCAAGUGAGGAUACGCCUGCCCGGUUUCGCAGUGUCAACUCAUGGGUGAGGCAGCAGACGGGACGAGUAACGCGUGCGACGCAGCGCAAUCAGGCAUCCGAUGCUCCACCCGUGCCUGCAUUGCCGCCGGAGCAGGACUUUGAUCUCAUGAUGCCUGAUGGGGAGGAGCCUCGGCGGGCUGAUUCUGUAACAGGAUACGGUGUAGCUCGUUGA